GACGCCACCAACGUCGGUGAUGAGGGUGGAUUCGCCCCCAAUAUUCAAGACAUGGAUGAGGCCCUCUCCGUCCUCUUAGAGGCCAUCAAGAAGUCUGGCCAUGAGGAUACCUGCCGUAUUGGUUGCGAUUUCGCUGCCUCUGAGAUCUAUGAUGCCAAGACUGGCAAGUAUGACCUCGACUUCAAGAACCCCGAGCCUCAUGCCGAUGCCGAGCUGACCGGUGAUGAGUUCAUCAAGUACCAGGAGGAUCUUAUGAACAAGUAUCCUUUCGUCUUCAUUGAGGAUCCCUUCGAUGAGAACGAUUGGGCGACCUUCGCCAAGUUCACCGCCAAGGACGGUAAGGAGAUCCAGAUUGUCGGUGAUGAUCUUCUUGUUACCAACCCCAAGCGUAUCCAAAAGGGUAUCAACGAGAAGUCUGUGAACGCCCUUCUUCUCAAGGUUAACCAGAUAGGUUCAAUCACCGAGUCUAUCGAGGCCAACAAUAUGGCCGUUAACGCCGGCUGGACCGUCAUGGUUUCCCAUCGUUCCGGUGAGACUGAGGAUACCUUCAUCGCCGAUCUUGUCACUGGUCUUGGCACUUGCCAAAUCAAGACUGGUGCCCCCUGCCGUACUGAGCGUCUUUGCAAGUACAACCAGCUUAUGCGUAUUGAGGAGGAGCUCGGUGAUAAGGCCACCUACGCUGCUGGCCGCAACUUCCCUCGUUGCCAGUAA
Perkinsus marinus ATCC 50983 is the source of this 711-nucleotide messenger RNA. RefSeq names its product gamma-enolase, putative. NCBI's taxonomy places the organism in Eukaryota, Perkinsozoa, Perkinsida, Perkinsidae. The record is from RefSeq and is a predicted model, not a curated record. Gene Ontology annotation, biological process: glycolytic process. Gene Ontology annotation, molecular function: phosphopyruvate hydratase activity; magnesium ion binding. Gene Ontology annotation, cellular component: phosphopyruvate hydratase complex. The annotation marks the transcript as partial. The transcript has a single exon.